GAGAUCAGUUUGUAAAUCGUUUCUACAACCGCUCAAAGUUACUUCGUUACGCUUGUCUUUCUUCCUUAUUUUUUUACGCCAUAUGCUAAUCCGUAGUAAACCAGUACCUGACGUGAAAUUGAAAGUCAAGCUCGCAUUGGUUAGUAAAUCAGAAGAGAAGUCUAUUUGAAUGAGAGAAAUCUCGUUGAAUUUACCAUUUAGGACGGCUAGUGAUAGAUACGAGAGCUGUGUCCAGCAUGCAAUUUGUCAUGGAGAGAACCUUGAGUCGAGUAGGUAGGAUGAUUAUCCACUUUGGAUAAAACGCAUAGCGAUGGUCCUCUUAAAGAAUUUCGGGUGCUACGCGAGAAUUUGUUGAGUUAUGUGAAAGGCAGAGGUCGUGUCAAGCUUUGAAUCAGAGUUGUGACACAAUCCUCCAUGCCAGUUUCCCAACACCUCGAAUAUGUCAGGAUGAAUUGUCUCCGAGGUCACAAUAAUGCGUACAAUUUAUGGAAAUUAUUUUAAUAAAUCACGACGAAUCGCUUCGCUGCACCGCUUCACCUGCUCGUUUUCCAAACCAACAACGUAGAGAAAGGAGUGAUGGAUGCCGUAAUAGAUACUUUUGCUUGUACCAGGAGUCAAGCUUGUUUUCUAAUAACAGUUAUUCCUUUCAGUUAACAUUCGUAUGUAGUAUUUUAACAAUCAUCGGGGCACAUUAUCCAAUAAUUUUUGGACUUUCUUCGCCACGAACUAUGAAGCGGAAUGUCAGCUUAUUCAAGGCAAUAUUGUACCAGGCACAAUUAUUCGACUAUCGUACAUUUUGAUGACUCAAAUUCGAGCCCAAGCGUCAAUCCUCGAUUAAAAUCCGCGAGGGAGUUUGAAGACAGUUUUACACGCUGAUGAUUUCGGCGAUGGAAACUGGAACGAAAAACAACAUGGAACGCCGGUAGGUGUAUCAUUAUUUUCUGUCACUCAAGGAACCUGUAGACGAUGUUGAAGAGUCGUAAUAAAAUGUUUUGAAAUUGAGCUUGAAACGUGAGAAUUAAACAUGUGACACAAAGAGACCUGGAACUAUAGCCUCGAGCGUAAAACAAUAGUGAAUUUGUACAACGCAAACAUUAUGUGGCGAUUGUAAUGUGAGAGAGGAGUGAAAACAAUUCAGUGCAGUCGACGUCGAGGGAAAUUAACAAGCAGUGAAUGGUGGACGCAGAGUUUCUGGGCCCGUGGGGCCGGUUCGUGCUGAUUGGGGCUGGCGCAGCGGCUGUUUUGGUCUUCCUCCUGAUAAUCGCAUGCUUCCUUACGCCCGGAUGUAUCGGGUACGAGUGCGUACGUAAGCGCCGAAAACACGAGACGAAUACUCCGUUGAGGUGCAACGGACCCCCGAACGAAAACGUCAAGCUCGCCGACGUAAGCUACAGGUCCUGGAGGCUGGGAAGUUUAUACGACAAUGGAAGCAUUUGCGAAAACGUCGAGUCCCAGGGAAGGGAUUCUCCGAAUUCAAUCAACGGUACCUUCGAGAGCAUCGAGACCGCUUCCACUCUGAGUUUGAUCAACGUCGAAAAGCAGCCGAAGGAUGACCCGCUCAAGGAUUUUCCAACGGAGUUGACAAUGAGCUUGCAAUACUUGCCGGCGAGUGCGGAAAACGUAACGGGGAAGCUCGUAAUCGGCAUCGAGGCGGUAUCGAACUUACCUCAGAAGCAGUACAACUGCACCCUAGAGCCGUAUGUGGCGGUGAACAUUGUAAAGCAGUCCUGGUCCAACCGGAAUCCGGAAAAACUGCACAGCUUUAGGACGAGGGGGGUUCGGCACACGGCCAGCCCAAUUUACAGAGAAACUUUCGUCGUUGCGGAUGUCAAGCCCCAAGAAGUCAAGGAAUGGGCUGUUGACGUCACGGCAUACGAUCACGACAGGUACGCCAAUCACACGGAGUUAUGCACGCUCAGAGUUCCUUUGAAAGAAGUGAAGAAGUUAUUGACCAGCCCGGAAAUUCAUUUGCUUAAUUACAAAAUGAAGCGGUCGAGCAAGGAAUUCGGUAACAUCUUGCUGGGAAUAAGUUACCUGCCAACUGCGCAGAGAUUAACGAUUAACGUUGCGAGGCUCGCUAACGUUAAAUUCGCACCAACCGUACCGACGUUAAAUGAUUUCAAUCCGUACGUACGGAUAUUAAUGCUUAAUGGAAAGACGGGGCGGAAGAUGAAAAAGAAGAAGACGAAAUUCUUGCGAGCAGCUGCUCAGCCCGAAUUCAAUGAAACGUUAACGUUCGACUUGACCUUUGCUCAGCUCGAAACUAUUCAAUUUCUCGUUGCUGUUUGGAGCAAGAAUAUAAUCGCAGAGGAAAACAGCAGCGGGCAGCACAGCGACAGCGAAGAAUCGAUAAAUUCCUAUAAAAAAUCCAAAGACGUUUGCAUAGGAAAAGUAGCCAUAGGAAAGGGGGCGAGAGGUGCAACGGAGAAGGCCCACUGGUUUGCCGUUUUACAAAACCCAAGAAAAAUUGUCACGGUUUGGCACACGCUAAAGUAGAAUGUAUAAUCUGUAAAUAAUGUUAAAAUAAAUUGUAAAAAUGGAA
Neodiprion fabricii is the source of this 2542-nucleotide messenger RNA. It is a transcript of the gene Syt20, whose product is annotated as synaptotagmin-1-like. The record is from RefSeq and is a predicted model, not a curated record. Bases 1174 to 2496 code for a protein of 440 amino acids. The transcript has 10 exons. Gene Ontology annotation, molecular function: SNARE binding; phosphatidylserine binding; calcium-dependent phospholipid binding. Gene Ontology annotation, biological process: cellular response to calcium ion; regulation of calcium ion-dependent exocytosis; calcium-ion regulated exocytosis. NCBI's taxonomy places the organism in Eukaryota, Metazoa, Arthropoda, Insecta, Hymenoptera, Diprionidae.